AAUAUUGCGAAUGUCCUUGAUUCCCGCGGUUUCUUUCUUUCUCCAACUCCAAAACCUUUUGUUUAUUCCUUCAUGCGUGCAAGUCAUCGAUAAAUGUCAACACAACACCAACAUUUGUUCGUAACUCACAAGUAACACAUGUACUAAGUUGUAACUUCGCUAAUUCCAUUGUUUUGUUUCAACAUCAUACAACUAUAUAUACCCUUUCAACAUCACUCUUCUACCUUCUUUCUGUUUCUCUUUCUUUACUUUCCUCUUUUUACAAAAACUGAAAAAAUAGUAACAAAAUCGAUUAUUUAUUACUUUCACCAUUUCUCAUCUGGGACUCGUUUUCUUCUUCACUAAGCUCAAAGGUUUUCUAUUUUACCGCAAUGGGGGGUCGUAUGAGUAAGAAGACUCCUGGAACGGCGUCUGAUAUCAACCUUAAUGCUGAUAUGGUAACUGAACUGAGGUCAUAUGAAGCUGCCUGCAAGCUUGACUCAGAUUUGCAGUUAUUUGACAGUAACCUUCAAGCUCGAACAAAUCAGGUUAUCAAUACUCUUGCAGUUGGAGUUGAAGUUCGAUCUCUUUCGUUUGAUUCACUCAAACAAGUCACGGAAUGCCUUCUUGAGAUGAAUCAGGAAGUUGUCAAGGUAAUCUUAGACUGUAAGAAAGAUAUAUGGCAGAGUCAAGAACUGUUUGAGCUUGUUGAAGAGUAUUUUGAUAAUAGCUUGAAGACUCUAGAUUUCUGCAAUGCUUUAGAGAAGUGCCUAAAGAGAGCCAAGGAUAGUCAAUUGCUUAUUCACGUGGCUCUUCAAAAGUUUGAAGAGGAAACUGAGUCGGGAGACAAUCGCUAUGCGAGGACUUUAGAGGAACUGAGGAAUUUUAAGGCUGCCGGUGACCCUUUCACCGAAGAAUUCUUCCAAAUAUAUCAAUCUGUUUAUAAUCAGCAAAUACUUAUGCUUGAGAAGUUACAACUCAGAAAAGGCAAGCUUGAUAAGAAACUGAAACAAAUCCGUACUUGGAGGAAAGUCUUGUUUAUCAUAUUUGUAGCCACGGUUGCUUCCGUGUUGAUCUGCUCAGUUGUAGCGGCAGCCGUUGCUUCUCCACAUGUUGCGGCAGCUGUAGCUGCUGUUACUGCUAUCCCAAUCGGCUCAAUGGGAAAGUGGAUUGACACCCUGAUGAAGAACUAUGAAAAUGCUUUGAAAGGACAUAAGGAAGUAACUAUCUCAAUGGAAGUUGGAUCUUAUGUAGCUAUAAAGGAUUUGGACAAUAUCCGGAUUCUAGUUAAUCGACUUGAAGUUGAGAUCGAGUCUCUAAAAGUGAAUGUGGAUUUUGCCAUUGAGGAAGAAGAAGCAGUGAAGGUCGCGAUAGAGGAAAUUAAGAAGAAGUUGGGAGUUUUUAUGAAGAAUGUCGAAGAUUUAGGAGCACAAGCUGAUACAUGUAGCCGUGACAUUAUAAAGGCAAGGACGGUUGUUCUACAAAGAAUCGUUAAACUUCCCCAUAAGUGAAGACGUGUAUUCUGCAUUGUCCGCCAGUAAUUGUUGUUGUAGAAUUAAUCUGUUUCUGUUUCUUGUGAAAUUUCAUGAUUUUCAGUUAUCAUGGAUCCAUUCAGACUUGGUUUUUUUUUUUUAGUACAAUGAUGACUUAUAUUUAUAUGGUAUGUGUAGGAAACUAAAACUUUUCAUUUUUUCAAGACUCUAGGGUGCUUAUGUCUGUGAGUUGUGACUAUAUUUUGUAAUAUAACAUCUAUUUAUGUUUAACUUCUUGUUUGUUGGUAAAA
Trifolium pratense (red clover) is the source of this 1762-nucleotide messenger RNA. RefSeq names its product UPF0496 protein At4g34320-like. The transcript has 2 exons. Bases 372 to 1490 code for a protein of 372 amino acids. NCBI's taxonomy places the organism in Eukaryota, Viridiplantae, Streptophyta, Magnoliopsida, Fabales, Fabaceae. The record is from RefSeq and is a predicted model, not a curated record.